CCAAGUAGCAAAGUCGCGUAAAACCUGAGCUGCCUGCAGCUGGCUGAACAUGCUUCUGUGGACGAUCUGCUCUUAAAAUUAGCGGAAAAUUCCCCAUUAUUUACCGGACGUCUUGACAUAACUCCCCUGUUUUCGCGACAGGAAAGCUAGGAGUUGUCAUCUUCAAAUUCUUCAGCAGCACACGAGCUGCUUGCGGUGAAUUCCAGCGUUGUUUUACGGCCAUUAUCGGUAUCUCACACUGAAGAAACUACAGAAAAAGCAAUCAAGAAUGUCACAACUACCGUAGCUGGAUCUGCGCUCCGUUCGCUCUCAAUCCCAGAUCAUAACACGAAUAUGGCGGCAUAAACAACCCCCUGAAGACACAGUUAUCCAGCGAUACAAACAGGGGACUGGAAUUUGGCUGGUACUCGGCAUUUAGACGGUUCCCACUGGUAGCCACCAUGUCGUCUCAGAAGGAGAACAUCCCCGGGCCCGGAGACGGGACGGACAUCGUCAAGUGUGGUUACUUGAAGAAAUUUAAGACGAUGCGAAAGAAGUUCUUUGUGCUGCGCUGUGAGAGCAGCUCAGGCCCGGCCCGCCUCGAGUACUACGACACGGAGAAGAAAUUCCGGGCCGGCGCGCUCUGCAAGCGUACCAUCGACCUCAAGACGUGCUUCAACAUCAACAAGAAGACCGACAGCAAGCAGAAGCACGCCCUCUCGCUCUACACGCGCGACGACUGCUUCGUCGUGGUCGCGGAGGACGAGAACUCCCUCAAUGAGUGGCUGCAGGAGUUGUUGCUUCAGCAGCAGGCGGAGAAUGACGGAAUGCCCAUGCCCGCUUUCGAACACGUUUGGCAAGUAACAGUGAAACCCAAGGGACUUGGUUCCAGCAAAGGGCUGAGCGGGAACUAUCGACUCUGCCUGACCACCACGACGGUCAACCUCGUCAAGAUGAACUGUGAAAACGAGGACUUAGAAUUUUCCCUUUCAGCCAUCAGGCGGUGCGGUCACUCGGACUGCUUCUUCUUCAUGGAGGUCGGGAGACAGUCGGUGACGGGUACCGGUGAAAUCUGGAUGCAGGUGGAGGACACCGUCAUAGCGCAGAACAUCCACGAGGCCUCGUUAAAUGCGAUGCGCUCAAUCAGCCAGCAAGAAGAGGAAAUGCGGCCCCGCAGCCAGAGCAGCGGCAACACCUCGGAGACCAAACCCAACUCCACCCGCCGGCAGGUCGCGACCUUAGGCCCCUCCUGGCGGACACGCUGCGAGAGCAUGCCCGCCCAGAACCGCCCUCGCGUGGCCCGAUCGCGCAUCGGCAGCGAAAGCGAGGAGAGCCUACAAGAAGAACCCAGUCCAACAAGCGCGUCGUUGGGGACAACUGGUACGUCGUCGUUGUUGUCAUCGGUUAUCCGCCCCCGGACUCAGAGCGAGGGGGAGGGAAACCAUACCGCCCGCAUCGGGGGAUCCAGCUUGCUUAAAUACGGUUUGAAAACACGCCCUCGGACGGCUAGCGAAGGGGAGUCGCAUUUUCGCAGCGGGCGUACACCGGAAAGUCCCACCAAAGCCAGAGGGCGCUUUGCCAUGCCCCAGCGGACUGGUUCCGGCAGCCUGCGACCGUCCAGCAUGCAUCGUGUUGUGCAGCCCAUAUCCAACUCACCACCCAUACCAAACAGUCCUCUGAGUGAAAGUCCCCUUGGUGUUAGCGAGGAUCGUUUUCUGUCCUACCCCCAGCCCCUGCAUGCCUCAGAUCCCAAUCUCUCUGAUGAGUUCCCUGGCUACGGAACCAGUCCCAGUGACCACCUCCUGGCACGGUUUUCGGGAUCUGGGCGGAGCCGGACACCCGAUUCGCCGACUCGUACACCAAUCAGAGAGGAGAGCGUGGAGUUCACCGAUGAAUACAUGAAUAUGGCGCCCUCUGGUGCCUCGAAAGCCGUCCUGACUGUACCUGUCCCCACUCGCCAGCCCUUACACCACCGCACGAUGAACACUCAAGGGCGCUCUCCAUCCCCAGAACAUGUCUACGCCCUCUUGCAGCCGAUUCACCUCACCAUUUCACCACCAUCACCUCAAUCACCACCGUCACCACCGUCGGGGGUGCAUUGUUCACCACCUUCACCACUGCACUUUCCACCUCCAGCGCCUCCCGAUGAGGACCAGUCCUACAUGUCCAUGACCCCAAUGAGUCGAUCAGGGUCACGGGGGUCGUCUGGCUACGCCCCGCCCACGCAGGCCCCGCCCCAACUGACCCAGAGGUCUGCCAGCGUGAGUGGGCGGUUGAUGACGGUCCCGCCCAGCCAGGAUGAAGGGUACAUGAUGAUGGCACCAAGGAAAGCAGCUCAAAAGCGAGGCAGUACGGGAAGUCGCGAGGCCCUGAAACGAGGCAACACGACAGAGGGCCGUGAUGGGUUGAAACCGCCGACAGCUGACAUCGACCAGGCCUACACCAUGAUGCAGCCCAUCCCGAAGCACCAUGGCAACAGCACAGUGCAUGAUGGGACGGCCACCAAGGCUUCUGGGAUUGCUGGGAACGUUCCCAAAGCGCCGACGGCCAACAGCCACCGGGAAGGGAAAUCGCGGGGCAGUUUCUCUUCACCGUCGAGCACGAAGCCCUUAAGCUUUGAGGCAAAAAUGAAACCCAGCGAGAUUCUUGUCCGCAGCAUGUCUGACUCGAAGGAACCGAUCCUGGACACCUAUAUGACUAUGGCGUUUCAACCCAAGAACAGCAAACCAAAAUCACCUGAGAUUGCCAAACCUGGUAACGUCAGCCCUAGUUUGGACAACAUCGACGAGAACGACAAUCCAAAAUCGAGUUACGUAAAUGUCAGUUUACCAGAGGCGUCGCCCAAGCCCAAGCAGCCUGAUAGCGAUUACACCUUUAUGGUUCCUUCAUCAAGACCCGCGAAUACUAGAAAGGACUCCGAUAAAGGCCAGAGUCAGUCGGCCGUGGAGAGUCUACUGAAGGGGAGUAGGAAAGCGGAGGCAUCGCGAGGAAGCGAGUACAUGAACGUUGACUUCUCGAAGGGCGGGGUACCUGGUGGAGAAUUGCCCGUGAGGCCCGUACCCCCGAUUCCUGCAAGGGUUCCCGCUGGGAAACGUGAAGACGGGGAGUAUAUGAACGUUGAGCCGGGGCUGGGCGUCCGGCCACACAGUCCGCGCUCACCCACGUCGCCGCCGGUGUUACCGCAGCGGGUGGUGCUACCACCCAGAAACCCCUCAACACCGCCCUCACUGUCACCAAGCUUAUCAGGAAAUGGAGCAGGGCGCCGGGCGGCCGAUUUGAAAACCGGAAUGGAGGAUCUCAACCUCAACGAAGGCUCCUCUCCGACUUCAAUAGGAAGUGCUGGCUCCUUAACCUCCGGGAACAAAAGUUGCGAGCCCUCCCCUGGUCCCCCUUCCCGCCACUCCUCUUGCCGAUCAAGCCAAACCUCCCUCGCUGACCGAGAACUGAACUACAUCGACGUAGACAUUGGUCAACCAGACGCGAACAGCGCCCCCAUCACCUUAGAGCGGAGGGCACGAUCCCCCUUCACUCGCCGAGCAGCCGAAGAAGACAAAUCGGACAAACCCACAAACUACGCCACCAUAGACUUUACCAAGUCCGAGGGUCUGCGCAGCGCAACCACGACACGAGAAAACAGACCGUUAUAAAUAAUUCUUUUCAGGGAAAUCAUCCCAACUAUGCCUUCACUUGUUUUACUGGUUGUAUAGAUUUUAUUGUCCUUUUUUUUUUUUAGGUCUGUUGUCUUAUUUUGGUACUUUUUACCCAGUGUGUCAUUUCAAAUAGAAAUAUCCAACUAUUUUGUGUUUGAUGACCUUGGUUUUGAAAGAGGUUUCUCAAAACAAAGAAACCUCGCAUAUUCAUCACAGAAAAGAUUUAUUUGAAAUAUGACACCUUGCCUUUAAAAUCGGAAAGGCAACCUGUUUGUCCAUUUCAUUUUUGUAAUUAGCAACAUUUUAAACAUGUAUUCUUAUUGGUUUUUGUUUAUUUUUCUGUUUUAAAUGUUGCCCUUUUUUGUGAACAAAUUAACCAGAGAGGUUGAUUUUAUCAUUUUUGUUUCAACUUAUUCUCAUUCUUAUUCUUUGUGUCGCUUUUUUUUAGCUGCGGCUGAGCAGUUGUACAAGUACAUGUAGUAAUGUCUCUCUGUUGGUUAGUUAGUUGGUUGGUAACAAACUUCACGACAUGUUAUUUUUUUUUGCAAUCAAUCACUUAUUCCUCAGGCCCAACAACACCUGCUUCAGGUCUCCACUGACCAGAGCUUUUAAUUUAUUGCAGUCCUGAACUAUUGGGUCACAAGGUCCCUCAUUUCGCAUUUGGGGCUAGCACUGUACUGCACACAAAUUGACAUGCUAUAAAACGCUCCAUGCACCAACUGACAUUCAACAAAAUAAUGGGAAUCCUUUUCAAUUGUCAGUCACGACCACGUGAGUAGUUGUGCCUGAUAAGAACGGACUUUUACAUCAUGAACAUGACUUAUAGGCUACAGCAGGUCUACAGUUUGGCCGCAGCUUCCGCGAUCAAUUCGAGCUUAUUUUAUCAGUAAAGUAUUCCAAGCCUUGUUUUGCAAAGUAUCCUUUUGGAGGGAUGUGAACUACCGACCUGGUCAGUGGCAGUCAUGUAAAGUCACUGGUUUAAGAUUCAUGUCAUGGGUUGUGUAAGCCAACUAGCAGCAAAAGGGGUUCGAACCACAGACCAAGGAAACAACAGUUGGGCUGUUCUACCCACUUGAUCAUGGUUGGGCUUUAAAGUUUGUGGCUCAUAACACCUUAGAUGUAGGUUUAGCGGAAGGGGUUGAACCAAGAACCACAAAAAUGACAGUUGGGCUGUUCUCCCCCAAUGCCAAAGACUUGACUGUAAUUUGAAUUUGAAACAGAGCUCCAUAAUGUUAGAUUUGCAGCGUAGAGAUUCGAUCCCAAGAUCAAGUGAAAUAUUAUAUAAACUGCAAUUUCACUUUCAAGGUAUCUAAAUCACGGAGCAAAGAUGGUAUAUUCUUACUUACUUGCAGGUAAAUCUUAGCUUGAACAGCCAACCAUAUCAACAAAACCUCAGUUGCCACAAUCACACAACGCCAAAAAUACAUACCAUUUUGGCAUUGUUGCACUAAAUCAUUGAUUAGUUGUGUGAGACUCACUACGUGUAUAUACAAAAGUUGGACUAAAUACUUAAAAAUAACAUGUAUCUUUUAUGUUGCAACCGUUUUCUUCUGUCCGUAUUUUUGUAUUUGACAAGUACUUUUCCAAACAAAGUUAACCAAAAAUAAAAGACAAGCGUAGAGGCCGGUUAACUAUAAUUUUAUGUAAAGAUAAUUUAUCCAAAAAAAAAAAGGAAAUCGGUUUGUUUGUUUGAUUACAUCUACUUUGUUUGUUUACUUGUGUGGUGAAUUCAGUGGAGAGAUUCGCACCACUAACUCCUGUUCUUGAAGUCCACUGUUGAACCAAGAUAUAACAUAUACUUUGUGUA
Molecule: messenger RNA, 5436 nt
Organism: Patiria miniata (bat star)
Lineage: Eukaryota; Metazoa; Echinodermata; Asteroidea; Valvatida; Asterinidae
Product: insulin receptor substrate 1-like
Exons: 14
Coding region: 441-3626 (1061 amino acids)
Biological process (GO): insulin receptor signaling pathway
Cellular component (GO): plasma membrane; cytosol
Molecular function (GO): phosphatidylinositol 3-kinase binding; insulin receptor binding
Source: RefSeq, a predicted model, not a curated record